AUGGACCCGUAUGGUGGCGGGGACAGCCCAGACUCUGACGAUCGUCAGAUGUCCAUCGCUGCGGGUCAACGCGUGCUGGCGAGACGGCGGCGAAGUCGCCAACGCGCUGCAAGAGAACAACAGCAACAGCAGCAAACUCAGCAGCAAACGCAGCACAGCCGUGAUGAUGCGGGCACGUCCACAUUCACGGGCCAGUCGCUCGCCUCGCUUCUGAGCCACGAGCCCGAUUCAUCUUACGGGGAGCAAGGGGGACAACAGUACUCCAGCGACGAUGAUCAACGCACAGUCGUGCCGUCCACAGAGCACUCGCCAAACCGCUCAUGGGGCGACGCCGUGGAUGUGCAGCUCUCCCGCAGUGACGACGACGACUCGUCUCGCAGCACCGACACCCAGCAGCAGCAGCAGCAGCAGCAACGGUUUCAGCAUCUGCACCAACCACAACAUCAAGAACAGGUGCAGUACGAACAACAUCAAGGCCGACAACACCGCAGCGGAUCGCCACUGCAGCAGCACGUGCUGUCGCCCUCGCCAGUGGCCUCCCCUGAGCGCGGCCCAUCCCAACACGCUGCUGGCGCCCACGACGACUUUGAUCCGGAGAUGUGGAAUAUCCAGCGGCAGGCGUCGCUGCGGCGCCGCAUCAACAAGAGUGAGAACAUCUACAAGGGCGCCGACAAGCUCUCAAAGGAGGUGGCAAAGGAUACGCGCAAAGAUCUGCAGUACACGAUGAAAUACAUGCGCGAGGACAUUCGCCGGACAGAAAAGGAGCUGGAGGAUGUGGAGCGAAUUGAGUACGCGUCAUUUGACGAACUGCAGCGGCGGCUGUCAACGGAACUUCGCAAGCUCGAGGGCGCACGCAACCUUCGGCAGGUGCUGAUGGUACAGCACCCUGAGCGAACAGCAGAGCUGGCGGAGGUGGAGAAGCAGAUUCGCAAUGCGCAGAGCGCUAUCCGCGCCAUCGAGGCCAGCAUGCAAGGCGAUGAUGAGUCGUGGGAGGACGAGGACGAGGAGAAGGAGCACGCAGACACGUUUGACGUGCACGACGUCCCAAACUACCAAGACGCAAACGGCGGCAGCCACGCGCAGACAGCAGCAGCAGCAGCGACAUCAACAUCGCCGCUGCCGGGGGACGUGUCUGGCGCCUCUGCAUCUGCACACAGCCUCCUUGGCGAGUCCCACAACUCGUCCACCAGCGCAUUUGCGUCAUCAAAUGCGUCGCACUGGUCUGAGAGCGGCACCAACCCCGCCCUCGGCGCGUGGGUGGACAGGGAUGAGGAGGCACUGGGGGACCUGCGGGCACGCAUCCAGCGCGCGCUUGCGCUGACAGAGGCAGAGAGCGCACAUGAGGAGAUUCAGGGGCUGGGCGCACUGGCCAGCAAGCUGCUGCAGGAGCGAGAGGACUUGAAGCAGCAGCUGGCGCGGCUGCAGCACGGCGCGCAGGCGGAGAAGAAGCGGGCAGAGGACGCCGCCAACGACGAGAACAACGAGCUACUCAGGAUGGUGGAGGAUAUGCAGGCCGAGCAGGACACCCUGCAGCAGCAACUCGACUCGUACAAGGCGGAGACAGUGAUGCUUGUUGACCACCUCAAGUCAGAUCCCGACGGCACGCUCGUCCUCACCCACCGUGAGCUGCACGCCGUGUACAGGUGCACCGUUGACGCCCGCACGGAGCGCGCACAGCUGCAGCGGGCGCUGGAGACGUUGCGCAAGGACGUUUCAUCCCUGGAGCAGGACGUGCUGGACCGAAACGGGCAAGUGGCCCGGCUCAGCGACGCCCUCAGCGCAGCACGGAACAACCUGCACAUGACGCAAACCGACAAGACGCAGCUGGAGCACGUGCUCGCCACAACAAAGGAGGAGCUGCUGACGGUGCAGGAAUCCCGCGCCGCUGCCGGCGACGCCCUCUCCUCCCUUCAAGCGGACAUGGACGACAUGCGUGCGCGCCUGGCCGAAGAGCAGCAGCGCACGCGCGCACUGCAGGAGGAGCUGGAUGCUGCGCGUGCCGGCGCCUCUGACAGCGCAGCCGCACAGGCUGUGGCGUGGGAGGACGAACGCCGUGCCUUGCAACAGGAGCGCGAUAAACACGCCGAACAUGCAAGGCGGGUGCAGAAGGAGCUGGCUGCCAUGGAGCAGGAGGUGCUCGCACAGGCCACCAGUGUACAGCGCUCGCAAGAAGAGAUGCGUGACCACGUGACCAAGCUGGAGACCGAGCUGUCUGCCCUGCGGCAACGCCACACGGAGCUGCAGGCGCAGUACGAGGACGCACAGGCAAGCCUCGCCAACGCACAACAACAGCAGCAGCAGCAGCAACAACAACACGAGCAACAUCAACAGCAGCAGGCCGACAACAGCGUCAACAACAAUGACAGCAUGCGGGGCGGUUCUGAGUUGGAUGCCACGUGGCAGGAGCAAAAGACAGAGCUCGAGCAGCAGCUGCGUGCGAUCCAGCAAGAGGCUGACCGCUACAAGCACGCGUCGGAGGAGGCAGAGGCCACGCUUGCUGUGACGCGCAAGGAGCUGGAGAGCGCCCGCCACCACGCCGCACACAUGCGCACGCGCGACCGCACGUCCUCUGCACACAGCUCGUCCACGCAGCACACGGCCGAGCUGUCCCUGCCAGAGCCGCUGGCCACCAACCACCGCAAUUGGGUGCUGGGCAUGCAGCACAUGAUGAGUCAGGACAAGCUGCGUGCCAAGGACCUGUUUGAUCGCCUGGACAGCCACGGGCGCGGGUACCUGCAGCUGCGUGAUUUCGAGCGCAGCCUCAAGUGGAUUGACCUGAGCAUGUCUGACCGGGAGCUGCGUGACCUCUUCAACCACAUUGACCACAACAAGGACUCGCGCAUCGACUCGGACGAGUUCAAACGUGACAUCAAGUACAAGUACAACAAGUCCCGCCACGACUACCAUGGCCCUGAGGGUCACGCCCUGGGCGCCGUCCGCAUCACGCCGAGCCAAUCAGAGGACUCGGACGCGUUUAGCAUCGACCUGGACCAGCUGUCCACCGUGGACCAGUACCACACCGCCCUGCAGCGCGCGCUGUCCCGCCUGCAACAGCUGGAGCGGCAGCAGCGGCACGCACUUGACAGUGAAGAUGGCAGCUCCCACGCGCGGUCGGCGUCACCAUCCACCACAGGUGGAGGCAGCGGCACGGGUGACGGGAGCAACGUGCAGCGGCUGGAGCGGGAGAACCACGCACAGCGCAGCGAAAUCAACUCGCUCAAGCAGCAGCUGCGGGAUCUGCAGUUACAGCUGGACGAGGAGGCUGCGCGCAACCUCAACAUGUCUGCAGACAUGCGUCAGUUUGAUGAGUCCAUCAACGCCAGCUUCCGCAGCCCGGCCGAGCUGCGCAUGGAGAAUGCGCGACUGGCGCAAGAAUUGGAGGAGGCCAAGGCCGCGGUGGAACAACUGUCCACCGCGCGCCAACGCCUGGAGGUACAGCACAAGGCGUACAAGCAGCAGAUUGGCGACUUGGAGCAGGACGUGAAGCUGUACGGGGACGACGCAAAACGCCGCGAUGCACACGAGGCGCAGAUGGAGGCAGACAUUGAGGAGCUGCGGGAGCAGAUUGCCCAGCUGGAGAGCGAGAAGACGGCUGUUGGCCGCACGCUCGCACAGGCGGAAGCACGGCUGGCGGCACAGGCUGAGGAACAACGCAUGACCGCAGCAGAUGCACAGCGCACGCUGGAGCAGACGCAGCGACGGCUGCAGGAGGCCGAGGCAGAGAAGGACACACUGCAGGCACGCGUGCGGGAGGAAGAGGAGCGUGCGGCGCGCCUGAAGCAGCAGCUUGCUGACAUGACCGACCAGUUCCAGGCAGCAAGCACGCGCGCAGAGGAGACGGUGCAGUCGCAGAUGCAGCGCGACCAGGAGGUGACGCAGCUGCGGGAACAGCUGGCCAAGGCGAAGAACGAGGCGCAGGUGGCCCAAACACGCCUCAACGCAGAACAACAGCGAGCAACGGCGCUGCAGGCCGAGAACGACGGGUUUGUGCGGCAGCUGAAGGAGAAGCAACGCGAGAUUGAGCAGCAGCAGGCAGACAUGCGCACCAUGUACGACGAGCACACAAAGGUGCUGGCGCGCUGCGAGGUGCUCACCAGCCAGGCCGACGGGCUGGAGCUGGACAAGGUUGCGCAAUCGGAGGACAUGGACAAGCUCAAGGCGCGCGUGGAGGCGCUGGCGCAGGAGGCCGAAGACAAGAAACGCGAGGCGCAGCGGCACCAGGAGGAGUUGAAGCGCGUGAUCCAGGCAAAGAACGAGACGGCCACCGAACGCGACCUGGUGCGCAAGCAGCACGAGGACCUCUCCCGGCGGCUGGCGGACCUGCAGGCGCAGUACGACGGCUUGCAGGCUGACCACGACGCAGCGCUGGCCACGUGCGAUGAGCUCAAGCGCAAGCUCACGGCCGCGGAGGACCAGGCAGCCAAGGCACGGGAGCAGGUGCGUGGUGCUGAGGAGCGUGCUGCCUCCCUUGAUGAGAAGUGCACGCAGCUGCGCAGUGCAGAGCAUGCAACGCACGACAAGCUGUCGCGUGUGGUUGAGGAGCGGCAGCAGCUGCGUGAUGACUUGGAGCAAGCGGUGCAGCGGGCAGAGCGAGCCGAGCGCGACGCACAGGACCUGCGCAACGACGUGCGGGCGGCGCGGCAGGAGCGAGACGACCUGUUGAAGGCACUGGAUGAGGCAAAGUCGAGCAGCAGCGAGGCGCAGCAGAAGGUGCAGGAGGCCGAGCGCGCUGCCAGGGACGCGCUUGCUGCGCGCGUGCAAGAGCUUGAGCAGCAGAAGGACGAGGAACACAAGCGGUGGCAGCGUGAGGUGAGCGAGCUGCAAUCCACGCUGGCAGAGCAGCGCGGAGAGGCGCGCCAGCUGCAGGCCUCGCUGCGACAAGCAGAGGACAGGCUGUCCGCCAGCAUUGAGGAGCGAGAGCGCCUCAAGCACGAGCUGCAAGAGGCGGAGUCUCGGGCCGAGGGCGCAGCGGCAGCCACACGCACCGCUGAGCAGGAUCUUCGGGAGCAGGUGGCCCGUGCUGAGGAGCGGUGCAAGCAGCUGGAGGAGGAGCAGCAGGCGCUGCGGGACAAGUGCAAGAAGGCCGAGUCCGCCGUGGCCAAGCGCGACGCGCUGCACUCCAACAAGGAGGCCAUGUACGCCAAGCAGAUGGAGGGCUUCCAGUUUGAGACGCAGCAGUGGCGCGCGCGAGCAGAGACAUAUAGCUCGCAGCUGGAUGAGUUGCGGGCACAGCUUGCGCAGCGGCAACAGGAGUAUGACACGCUCGCCCAGGAGAAACGCGCCGCCGCCACUGCUGCUGCCAGUGAUGCAACCGGGUCCACAGGUACGGUGCAGCAGCAGGAGUAUGAUGACGCGAUGAACACGCUCAAGGACACGAUGAAAGAGCUCGAGAAGGCCAAGGUGGAGGUUGCGCGGCUGGAAGAGGCGGUGGCGUUGCGCCAGCGCGCGAUUGAGGAGCGAGACGGCCGACUGGAAGACGUGGAGCGGGAGCUGGUGCACCUGCGAAGUGAGGUGGCCACGCUCGAUGCAGACCUCUCACUGAAGAACUCGUACAUCGAGGACCUUGAGGCGGCAGUGAAGGAUCGCAGAGGAUACGCGUCCUCCACGGGCCGCCAGUCUGCCACGUCGCUCGUGUCGUCUGUGCCGGGGGUGGUGUCGCCGUCAUCGCGUGCUGACUCAUCGCCCUCGCAGCACACAGAGCACUCGCCACCGGCCUUUGCACACGAGCGCGCUGGCCGCAGCGGCGUUGGUGGUGGUGAUGGUGUUGGCGGUGGUGAUGGUGUUGGCGGUGGUGGCGCCAGCAGCACGGACGAUGAAGUCGGUGGUGCGCAGGUGACGGCUGCGGGCGAGGGCCAGCGGAAGCGCGGUCCACGCCGCCCACGUCCGGGCUACCCUUCCUCAACCGCCAUGACGCCCUCAACGACGACAGAGGCGUACCGCGACCCAAGGUACGUGCCCGCGGAGGAGGCGCGCGUUGCGCAAGAGGAGCGUGAUCAGUACGAGCACAGGAUUGCGGGCCUGAAGGAGCAGGUUGUGAAGCUGAGGGAGGCGCUGCAAGCUGCACGCGCAGAGGUGGACACGGUCACCCGCAACCACGACCUGCACAUCCAGCACUCGGAGGCGCGCGUGAAGGCGCUCAACGACGAGCUGGCGACGCAGCAGGCGGAGUAUACGCGCGAGCUGGAGCUUGAGAAGAAGAACCACAGGCAGGAUGUCGAUGCGCUGGAGGCGAAGCUGAAAUCGCAGGUUGAGCGGCACGAGGAGGCGUGCAAGGGUCUCAAGUACCGCAUCUCCGCAGACGGCAAGGAGCUGUCCACGCUCAAGCGGCGGCUUGAUGAAUCGCAGAACUCCCUCAACGAGCUCAUCCAGCAGGAGCUGCGGACAGUGCAGCACCUGCGCGCGUUUGUGGCCUGCCACGACUACCGGCCCAUGGAGGUGCACGACGGGUGUGACCGCAGCACCGAGCUGCCGUUUGACCAGGGCGACCUGGUGUAUGUGGUUGGCAGCGCAGACACGGACGGGUACUUUGAGGCGAUUGUGCCUGGCCGCCGCGGCCUCGUGCCCAGCAACUACGUGGAGGAGCUACAGCUGAGCAGGGACGAGCUUGUGCGCAGCGCGCAGAGCAACAAGCCGCUGUGGAACUUUGUGAUUCGCGAGGAGGACGAGAGCAGCGACAAGGCAACGACGUUGGCACAGCCGCCAAACGCACGCGCCUAUGAGGGUGGCGGCCACGGCGGUGGUGAUGAUGAGGCAGUUGCCGCUGGAAGGCAGGAAGAGGAGGCCAGGGAGCAGCAGCGACAGCUGCGGGCGGCCAGGAUUGAGCUUGAGACGCUGCGUGCUGAGCAGAAGCGCCUCAUGCACGACAAGGAGGACCUGCUCAACAGGAUGGAGGUGCUGGAUCUGGAGAACGGCAGGCUGCAGGGCGACGUGUCUGCCCUGUCGGCGCAGCUGACAGCACGCGCGCACUCGGACGCGGACAGCGGCGUGAACAACGAGAGCACGGAGGCACGCGCCGCUGUUGUGCGGUUGGAGGAGCGCCUUGCAAACGAGGAAGAGCUGUCACGACAGUACGGCAAGCAGCUGCGCCUGAAGCAGCAGGAGCUGGAGCGACACCAGCAGCGCGUGUCCGAGCUGGAGCAGCAGCAGCUAGCGGCCGGCCACGCUGGCGAGGAGCAGCGCGGGGCCCUGCAGAAGAUGGCGGUGGCGAUUCAGGACCUGGAGAAGCAGGUGGCAAAGCACAGGGCGGAGGCGGAGGAUGCCACGGAGCGGGCGGCCCACGCCAACGACGCGCUGCGGCGGGUGCGGCGCGAGAUGAAGGAGCAGCUCGAGAAGAAGGACGGCGAGCUCAAAGCGCAGCAGGAGGUGCUGGACAUGCUCAGCAAGUCAUACUCGGACAACAUGACGCGCGACACACCCACACACGACGGCGGCAGUGAUGGCCGCGGUGGCCGACAGCACAAGUCGCAGCAGCGGCGCAUUCGCGAGCUGGAGGACAUGUUGCAUGCCAGCCGGGCGCGCAACGACCACCUGGAACGCAUGCUUGAUUCCGCACACGCGGAGCAGCAGCGCAUGACGGCUGAGAUGCUUGAUCUUGAGUCGCGCUACAUUGUGGAGAGCAUGGAUCACGGCAAGCAGGAGGACAAGGCAGACGCGGGCCGGGCUGGCCGUGGUGACGAUGGCGCUGAUGGUGCUGAUGAUGAAGGUGCUGUACGCGGAAAAGGCGCCGGCAAUCUGUUUGACGACUUGCGCCAAGAGCAAGCCGGUGGUGCCCAGGCAAUGAACAAAGGAGAGCAAGACGAGGAAGACGAGGAAGAUGAGGUGGUGAAGGCGCGUCACGAGUACUCUGUGCAAGGCCGUGUCUCUGACGACAAGUAUCGUCUCCAACAAGGGCUGCGUCGCCAGCGCGAGCGUGGUGAAGGCAGCUUGCGCGGUGUGCCCAUGCGCGCACUGUCACCAACGUCGUCGCUGUUUGUGGAGCGGCGGGCGUUGUCGCAGGUGUCGACGGAGCGCUCUGUGUCGCCGUCGGAGGCGCUGCGUGCCGAACUCGAGGCAGAGGCUGCGGAAGAAGAACAGCAGCAAAAGCAGCAGCAGCAGCAACAGCAGCAGGAAGCGCGUGGCACAACGCGGUCAACGAGCGCGGCAAGCAGCGAGCGGGAUCCACAGACGCGGGAGUUCCUGGCAGAGAUUCGCAAGCUGCAGGAGGUGCUGCAUGAGAAGGAGCAGCACGUGAGCUACCUCGAGCAUGAGCUCGCAGCACUGCAGAAGAAGGUGGCGAGUGGCGAGGGCGAGUCCUCGAGCAGUGACGACGCCGGUGCUGGUGCUGGUGCCGAUGAAGCGGUGGCGGUCAAGGUGCGGUCGCUGCAGUCGACGCUUCAGCAGCUGACAGCGGAGAACACGGAGUUGCAGGACCAGCGCAACCGCGCGCGCUCGCUGAUUGUGAGCCUGAGCACAGCCAUGCACGACACGGCAGCGCGGGUGCAGCACCUGCACACGUCGCGCCAUGUCGAAGCAGUUGAUGACGAGGCGCUGGCAACAGACGUGCAGGCGGUCGUGCGCAGCAUGGAGCGUCUUGAGGCUGCGUACACACAGGGCAUUGAGUUUGCCAACGGCCAGCGCGAUGAGCUUGUGAUUCGCCUGCAGGAGCUGCAUCAGCGCGCACUGCAGCUUGAGGAGGACCUUGAGCGGGCAGAGGACCGAGCAGCGGCAGCAGCCAAGGCGAGACAGGCCAGCCAGGACGACGUGACGCUGGCGCGACGUGCAAGCGUGCAGCUUGAGCGGGAGCGGGAUGCUGCUGCUGCGUCUGUGAGGGAGGCUGAGGCGCGCGCAGUGGACCUGGAGGCAGAGCUGAAGGCCGUGCGUGCUCAGCUUGAGGACACGCGGGCGACACUGCAGGCGCGCAUUGACGAGCUGACAUCCUCGGCGGCAGCGGCGUCGGCGCAGCAUGCACACGAACUGCAGGAGGCACAGCAAAAGUUGGCAGAAGCAGAGGAGCAGCUGCGUACGGAGCAAAAUCGCACACGCGAACAGCAGGAGGGGACGGCCAAGGAGAUUUCGGACCUGAAGCAGCGGCUGGACGACGAGUUGGAACAAAAGGCGCAGCUGCAGGCGAAACUGACAGAGCACAUCACGCUUGUUCGCGCCACGCUGGAAUCGCAGCAGACAUCGUCGCACAGGUGGAACGACGAAGAGGAAGAGGAUGAGGAAGAUGAGGAUGUGAUCGGAGGAGAGGGUGGCGGUAGGAGAGCGAGGGGAGCAACGGGCGAUGAAGAUGAGGACAAGAUGGAGGAGGAUGAAGAGCACGUGCGACGUCUCACAGCUGAGCGCGCACGCCGACGUGAGCGGGUGUCGGCGUUGGCAGCGCGGUUGCAAGUUGAAGACGCCGCCCUGCACAUCCUCGACGAAUCGCAGGACGACAGAAUACUCGAAGAGUUUGACAAGUUGAUGGAGCUCGUGAACCGGGAGCUGGCGGACACGCGCAAGCUGAAGCUUGAGCUCAAGGCGUACCGGCGACGCGUGCAGUCUGAGGAGACAUCGCUCGCACAGGAGAACAAGGACCUGCACACGCAGGUGAUGACGCUUGAGGGCCGGCUGCGCAGUGUGCUGGAGGACAUGCGGCACCAGACGCGUGAGCACGACGACACGAUGCACCGCUUGCAGGCGCAGCUGGAGAACGCCAACACGAAGAUCAGGCGGCUCGACGGCGCGCUUGCCGACAUGCACGCCGAGGUGUCCCGCAUCCACCUUGCUUCGUCGCAGCAGGGGCAAAGCAGCAUGCCUGGCAGCCCGCUGCGCUCGAGCACAACCGACCGCGCGGGCCAGGUGCUGCGCGACUUGCGGGCGCUGCAGUCGACGUACGCGCGCGUGGAGAGCGAGAACCGCGAGCUGCAGUCGGAGGUGCGACGCUUGCGACAACACAUGCAGCAGACACACACGGUUGUGAAGGACGCACAUGCUUUGCGCUCUGAGGUGCGGGAACACCUUCGCACGCCACUCAAGCACGCACGACAGCUGGACGAGCUGAUGCGGGCGGAAGCGGACCUUGCUUCCGACGUGGACUGCCGCUCACACAAGACGCCUGAGCUGGACAGGUUCAUGCGUGCAAGCAUGCGCGAGUCUGUUGUGGGCGGUGCCGGCGAGAAGGCGCCGGAGGACGUGUUGGUGUUUCUGCGGGAGGAGCUUACGUCCUACCAGAAGAUCUUUGAGGAGCUCAGCAGCACGACGAGCCUGCAGGCACGCAUCAUCGACCAGCUCAUGGCAGACAAGCGCGAACUCGCAAGAGACAGGGCGGCCACAACACGCGAGCCGCUUCGCGACGUGUCCAACAGUGGCGAAAUGCACAGCAGCGACCAGCGACCCGGUGACGGUACGCUGCGUGCAUCAGACCUCACCCAGCAGCACCAGCACGCACAGCGCUCAAGCACCGGCAGGGAGCUGCUCCGUGAGACGCACCACCACUACUACUACGAUGCGGGCACGCGCACCAUGCCUGAGCGGGGGCGCGGGCCGACAGCUGUGCACAGUCGCCAGCAGGAGGCGGACGCCGCUCUCAUCAAGGACGUGCAGCGCUUGCACGACCAGCUCACGUCAAAGGAGAAGGAGCUUGCACGAGUGCAGCGUGACUUGUUGCAGCACAUGGGCCUGGUCUCCGAGCAGACGACGGUGAUUGAGCAGCUUGAGAGCGUGCUCAAGUCGCGUGAGCACGACCUCAAGCGCGCAAAGGAGCACAACAACCGCGCGCAGCUGGAGGCCAAGACGCUUCGCCACGCCGUUGUUGAGCUUGAGACCCGCAUCACGUCGGCUGAGGAGGCGUACAAGGUGUCGCAGGACCACUGCGUUGUUGCUGACAGGCGCGCGCGUGACUUGGAGGCGCGACUGAUGGAGAAGGAGCGCGAGCUGCGUGAAAUGCUGACUCAGACCAUUCGCCGUGAGCACGGUGGCGGUUCCGUCCACUCUCCAUCAUCGUCAUCACCGCUCUCGUCCAAAACAACCACGACAGCAGCAACAACGGCGGCAACAUCGCACGAGCUUCGUGUGCAGACGGAAAAGGCAAACAAGUACCGCCUCAAGUACAUUCGCGCAGAGAGUUUCCGCAAGGCGCUUGUGUACCAGAAGCGCUAUCUCAUUCUUCUGCUCGGCGGCUUCCAGGAAUCAGAGAGCGCGACGUUGCGCGCCAUUGCACAACUUGGCGACCUAUCAGAGUCGACGCUCAGUCCCCUGCGUCGCCAGCAGCAGGACGAACACGGCCAUCACCGCCAUCGCCGCCAUCAUCAUCAUCAUCGUGGCGAGGAGGAGGAGGAGAGUGGUCUGCGCCGGUUCAAGCGGGCAGCGCUUACUGUUCGCGCUGCCGUUCGUCUGCGUCUUCUCAGAAAGCAGUGGCAGGGAGCGCGCGAGAAGCUCUCACGCGUGCCCUAG
Messenger RNA from Salpingoeca rosetta, 11412 nucleotides. RefSeq lists its product as uncharacterized. Gene Ontology annotation, molecular function: calcium ion binding; protein binding. The record is from RefSeq and is a predicted model, not a curated record. The coding region runs from base 1 to 11412 and encodes 3803 amino acids. The transcript has 7 exons. NCBI's taxonomy places the organism in Eukaryota, Choanoflagellata, Craspedida, Salpingoecidae.